CAGGCGUGUGGGAGGAGUAGCUGAAUGUACACUUUGCAUCACAAGUCAAGUGUACACAUAUACAGUUUCACAUACCAUACAUUCAUUAUAUACUGGUGUAAGUAGUACCAUCGUGUAUAGGAUAGUAAUGGUAUAGUUACUCAUAAAAUAUAUAGUUAAGUUGAAGUUGGAGUGUUAAGAAAAACGGUUUUAUUAUGAACAAAGUUGCUUCGCGGAUGAAAUAUAUUGUUAAAUUGGAAAAUUAAAAUAUUAUUCUAGAGAAAAGUGAUUCUGACAGGCAAGUGGAAAAUUUAGAUUGUGAUAUAUGUGACACAUAAAAAGAAGAAGAAACGCCAUCGUGCAAGCGCAGGUAGGAAAAAUGUGGGUCAUACUGUUGUUGGCAGUAAUUUCAACAACUGGAAAAUGUCAAUCGCCGGAAAAUUCAGAUUGGACUCCAGAUCAAUAUAAUCGAAAUGAUUUAUCAACUCGACAACCUUGGAAUAGAUUCAACGAAAGAGAUCCAAAUUCAGGAUUUGGAUAUAGACCAGAAAAUCCAGAGUAUGAUCCAAAUAGUGGAUUUCAAUACAGACCAGAUAAUCCAGUAGACUACGAUGCAAAUUCCGGAUUAAAUUACAGAACAAAUCAAGAUAGAGAUCAUCUUUCUGGAGUUAGAAAUCCUUCAAUUCAAGACACGAAUAUUGGGUAUGGAGGUUAUAAAAGUUCUGGACAGCCAGGAGAUUUCAUUAUUAAAGAAGCAACUUAUUUCAUAGUAGCAUCUCGAAUGGUAAGACCGGGACAACUUUAUCGAGUGGCAGUUAAUGUUCUUCAAAGUCCUCUUCCAAUGGUGGUGCAAGCAUCAAUUCAAAUGAAUGGUGUUGAAAUAGCGGAAGAUCAUUCGGAAGUAAAAGAAGGUAUUCCAGAAACUUUGGUAUUACAAGUACCUGCAAGUUCAGUGGUGGGAAAUUAUCGUCUUCGAAUUGCCGGAAUGUAUAAUAGUUUAACUGGUGGACAGGCAUUUAUAAAUGAAACUCAAUUGGUAUUCUCUCAAAGAUCAAUGACAAUAUUCAUACAAACGGAUAAACCAGUUUAUAUGCAAGGACAAACGGUUCAUUUUCGAACAAUACCAAUAAACACGGAAUUAAAAACAUUCAAUGAUCCUAUUGAAAUUCAUAUAUUAGAUCCUUAUAAUAGAAAAAUGCGUCGCUGGCUCAGUAAACAAAGUAAUUUAGGAACUGUUUCUUUAAAAUAUGAAUUAUCUGAUCAACCCGUUUAUGGAAACUGGUCUAUUCUUGUUAUUGCACAAAGUCAAGAAGAAAGAAAAGUUUUUUCAGUCGAAGAAUAUUAUCAGACACGAUUUGAAGUGAAUGUGACAAUGCCAGCUUUCUUUUUUGAUACUGAUCCAUAUAUUUUUGGUAUAGUACAAGCAAAUUAUACUUCCGGUGCACCGGUACGGGGAAAUUUAACUUUAAAAGCAAGUAUUCGACAUCUUAAUAAAUAUUAUACAAGUUCAUCAACACAAUAUCAAGAUGUUCGUGAGAGAUAUAUGGAAUUUGAAGAAUACUAUCCUUCAUGGUUUACACUUCCACGUGAAACAUAUGAUGAAAGAGGACAACGAGUUCCUGUUCUUCGAUUGUUUAAUGGAACCUAUAGAUUCCAAUAUCCAUUGAGAGAAUUGAUUUCAUAUGGUUCGAGCUCAGAAGGAAUGGAAAUAUUAAUAACCGCAACUGUAGGAGAAAAAUUUUUGGAAGAAAUAAUAGUUGGCUAUUCGAAAGCACGAAUUUAUAAUUCAACAAUAAAAAUUCAUUUUGCCGGUGAUUCGCCACAAGUUUUUAAACCUGCUAUGCCAUUUUCUCUUAAUCUUAUCUCAUCAUUUCAUGAUGGAUCGCCUUUGAGGCCAAGUCAACUAUUGGGAGCUAGAUUGGAUAUUCGUGCAGAUGUUGAAAUGAGAUCAGGUCGAAGAAAUUUGGAUAGUAGAACUAUUACUCCAACAGCUGAAAAUAAAGCGAUAUGGUUUUUAAAAGUUGAUCUCGCUAAAGAACUUGGACUAAGUGAUAAUCCUCAACGAGCACAACAAGUUCUUAAUGAAGUAACUUCUAUGAGAGUUUAUGCAACCCUCAUUGACGGUGAGGGACAUUCAGCAGCUUCAGAACUCAUUCUUUUGGCUCAUGAAUCACCACAUAAUAAAAAUAUUAAAGUUUCAACGUCUACACAAAAACCAAAAGUGGGAGAAUAUCUAGUAUUGCAUGUGCAGACAAAUUUUUAUAUUGAUACAUUUAAUUAUAUCAUCAUGUCAAAGGGUAUAAUUCUUUUGAGUGGACAAGACGAUAUGCAACAUAAUAUAAGAACAUUUGCUAUUCCUUUAAGUCCAGAAAUGGCUCCAGUGGCCACGGCAGUUGUUUAUUAUGUUGGUCGUUAUGGAGAAGUAAUUGCCGAUUCUUUAACAUUCCCAGUUAAUGGAAUUUCACGAAACAAUUUUACUGUUUUCAUUAAUAACAGAAAAGCAAGAACUGGAGAAAAUGUAGAAGUAGCUAUUUAUGGAGAACCUGGAGCUUUUGUUGGUCUCUCUGGAAUUGAUAGAUCAUUUUUCACAAUGCAAGCUGGUAAUGAAUUAACGUACGCCAAUGUCAUUUCAAAAAUGUCUCAUUUCGAUGAAGAAACCAAUGGUACACACAGUCACACCUGGUUAUUCCACGAUGGCGAUCCAGAUGAGACAGUUUAUUUUCCAUCAUCAAGUUUUGGAAUUGAUGUCAAUCGAACUUUUGAAUAUCAAGGUCUCGUUGUUUUCACGGAUGCUAUUAUUUAUCGUAAACCAGAAGUCUGCAAUCGAACACUUGGUUUUGGUGAAUGUCUAAAUGGUCGUUGCUAUCGUUUAGAAAAGAAAUGCGAUGGUAUUUUUGAUUGCGAAGAUGGUACAGACGAAGCACGUUGUCUUCAUUCUAACAUAACAGAUAUUUCUGAAUUUCGAAAAUAUCGUUUCAAUCGGAUUCAACGUCAAUAUGAAAACAUGUGGCUUUGGGCAGAUAUUAAUAUUGGACCUCACGGUCGUUAUAUAUUCAACAUUGACGUUCCUCGUCGUCCUGUUCACUGGAUGAUCACAGCCUUCAGUAUAAGUCCAACAGUUGGUUUUGGAAUGCUACCAAAAGCUAUUGACUAUAUGGGAAUUUUGCCAUUUUUCAUUAAUGUUGAAAUGCCAACGAGAAUUAAACAGGGCGAACAAAUUGGUGUUCGUGUGUCUGUUUUUAAUUAUUUACAAAAUAAUAUUGAAGCAACUGUUGGUUUAAGUGGAUCAAAUGAUUUUAAAUUUGUUCACGUUGAAGAAAAUGGAUAUGUUAAAUCCUACAAUCCACGAACAUCAUUUGGAGAACAUCAAUUUUUCGUUUGGAUUAAAGCGCAAGAUGUGGCUAUUAUUUAUCUUCCAAUUGUACCAACGAGACUUGGUGAUAUUACAGUUCAUGUUUAUGCGAGUGCACUUAUUGGACGUGAUUCCGUCACACGAACUGUUCAUGUUGAAGCUGAUGGACUUCCACAAUUUCGACAUGAAUCGGUUCUUUUGGAUCUUAGUAAUAGGGCUUAUGCUUUUCAAUAUAUGCACGUCAAUAUUACAGAGACUCCAAUUAUUCCAUAUUCUGAAGAUCGUUAUUAUGUCUACAGUUCUAAUAAGGCACGAAUCAGCAUUGUUGGCGAUGUUGUUGGUCCAAUUUUCCCCACAAUACCAGUCAAUGCAACAAGUUUAUUAUCAUUACCCAUGGAUUGUGGUGAGCAAAAUAUUUUCAAUUUUGCCGCUCAUUUAUAUACGACACUUCAUAUGCGAGCUGUUAAUUUGAGAAAUCGAACACAAGAAGAAAAAAGUUUCAAUUACAUGAACAUUAUGUAUCAGAAGCAAGUUUCCUUCAUGAAUCCCGAUGGUUCUUUCAGUCUAUUUCGCAGUGAUUGGAAUCAAUCGUCACCAAGUGUUUGGCUCACUGCCUAUACUAUUCAAGUAUUUCAAGAAGUAGCCAGUAAUUAUGAAUAUGAAAAUUAUUUGUACAUUGAUCCUGAUAUGCUUGCAAAAUCGGUACUUUGGCUAUUGCAACAUCAAACUGAUGAGGGCUCAUUUUACGAAGUCACUUGGUUGCCCGAUAGAAAAAUGAAUACAACUUUUAUUGAUGAAUAUGGAUUUUAUCGAUUCCGCAAUAUUUCACUUACUGCACAUGUUUUGAUAACAUUAGCAUCGGUUAAAGAUUUAUCGAGUGGACUUGGAACGAGAGUUGCAUUGGCAGCGGACAAUGCUGCUAAAUGGUUAGAAACAAAAAUUUCUUAUUUAAGGGAAUUUGGACAACCAUAUGAGAUUGCAAUUGUCGCUUAUGCACUUAAGGAAAAGGGUUCUAGUAAUUACGAUGAGGCAUUUGAAAUUUUAAAUAGACACUCGAGAGAUGAAGGUGAAUAUAAAUAUUGGGGUAGAGAAGCAGUUCCUCAGCCACCAACAAAAAUUGAAAAUCAAAAACCAUUUUUACUACCACGAUUGCCUUAUCGUUAUGAUUCAGAGAAUAUUGAAACCACGGCGUAUGCAUUAUUAUUGUAUACGGCUAAACAACAAAUUUUCUUUAUUCAGCCAAUUGUGAGAUGGUUAAAUUCUCAAAGAUUAACAGACGGUGGAUGGGCAUCAACGAGGGAUACUGCUUGGGCAAUGAAAGCAUUGAUGUAUUAUACUCAAACUCAAAGACUGAGAGAAGUCACGCAAUUGUCCGUUACUAUUGAGGCAACUUCCUUGCCAGGUGUCACUAAAACUCUUCACGUUAACAGUAAAAAUCUAGCAACUCUUCAGUCAGUUGAGAUACCAGAAGCCUGGGGAACUGUUAAGGUGCAAGCUCAAGGAGCAGGAUACGCAAUCUUGCAAAUGACUGUGCAAUAUAAUGUUGAUAAUGUUCGAUUCCAAACACAACCUCCAGUUAGGGCGUUCGAUUUACGCUGGAAUGCCAAAUUUCAUGGAAGAAAUCAGUCUCAUAUUAGUUACAUCAGUUGCCAAAGAUGGAUAAAUAUAAACGAGUCGAUUAGAUCGGGAAUGGCAGUUUUGGACGUGGCUGUUCCAACUGGAUAUAUUAUACAACAACAAAAUCUCGAUAAAUACGUUCGAUUGAGAGAAGUUCGAAAUCUUCAAAGAGCGAGAUUCCUGGACCAAAAAUUACUUUUCUACUUUGAUUAUCUCGAUGAGGAAGAAACUUGUGUUGAAUUUACUUUAGAAAGAUGGUUCCCAGUGGCAAAUAUGUCUCGAUAUCUUCCAAUUAGAGUCUACGAUUAUUAUGCGCCUGAACGUUUUAACGAGACAAUGUUUGAUUCAUUGCCUACCUAUCUUCUCAAUAUUUGCGAAGUUUGUGGUAGUUCACAAUGUCCAUACUGUCCAAUUUACAACAUUGCAACAAUAAUAACAUCACCAAGUUUCUUCACAUUGUGUGCAUCUCUCGUUGUCAUUCUGACGAGGUAUUUUAGAACCCAAGAAUUUAGCGUAAGUUAAAGUCAUUCUAAAUUAUAUAGGAGACUGUCAUAUUAAAUUUCGCAAAAACACGAAAUUUGCGAUAAUUAUAAACGCAAUCAUAAGUAAAAACUAAAAUCAUACGAUGUUUCAUAAAAUCGUAAUACAAAGACUAGGAAAAAAGCGAUGAUUCGACAACAUUUACACAAAUUAUUAGAAAUCUCUUUUUUCACCUUUUUUAUUAAGUGCAAAAUUAAAGCCUUUAAAAGGCUCUAAGGUCUGUUAUAAAUUACAAAAUUAUAUUUUGUUAAAUUGAAUAUAAUGAAGACUUGAAUUCAAUAAUAUUAAAAUUUUAAAUUCUAUUAAAUGUAUAUGAAUGUGUCAUGUUGAGGAUUAUUAUAAUCAAGAGAUUAUAAAAAAUAGGAAAGAGAGAAUGUGAUAUACAUUGCAAAAUAUGUAUACAUAUAUAUUUUUCCAUAUAAUGCAAUUAAUUAAUAAUAAUAAUGAAAAUAUGAUUUUUAACAUUGAUUUUAUCUUCCAACCAUUCAUGCCUUAUUAAAAAGAGAGUAUAAAAAAAUAAUUUGAUUAUUUUGUUGUUAAAUUCUAAUAUUAUUUUAUCGAUGAAAAAAGUCUUGUCCGUAAAAAUAUGGUCAAAUUGUGCCUUAAAAUUUGGAUCUUAAUUUUUAAAAAUAUAUUCAUGAUUAUAAGAUCUAUUUAUAAAUUGACUUCUAAAAAGGGAGAAUUGAAUGUAAAACAAAGAUUUUUUGUUAAUAGACUUAACACAGAAAGUCAUUUUAUCUGAUACCGUCCAAGACAAUAAGUCACUAAUCUCGGCGUUGUCCCGUCGAAAUAAAUUGUAAUAUUUUAAGAUCUUCUCAUUAUUGCG
Leptopilina boulardi is the source of this 6314-nucleotide messenger RNA. It is a transcript of the gene Mcr, whose product is annotated as CD109 antigen. Bases 359 to 5470 code for a protein of 1703 amino acids. Gene Ontology annotation, cellular component: extracellular region. Gene Ontology annotation, molecular function: protein binding; endopeptidase inhibitor activity. The transcript is spliced from 8 exons. NCBI's taxonomy places the organism in Eukaryota, Metazoa, Arthropoda, Insecta, Hymenoptera, Figitidae. The record is from RefSeq and is a predicted model, not a curated record.